Messenger RNA from Hirundo rustica (Barn swallow), 966 nucleotides. RefSeq names its product urokinase plasminogen activator surface receptor-like. NCBI's taxonomy places the organism in Eukaryota, Metazoa, Chordata, Aves, Passeriformes, Hirundinidae. Bases 385 to 786 code for a protein of 133 amino acids. The transcript has 3 exons. The record is from RefSeq and is a predicted model, not a curated record.
AAAUCUUGAUUAGGGAGAAUUUCUCUCCAAGAGCUGCUGCACGGUGGUAUUAAUGGGAAGUGAUCGUGGACAGAGGAAAUAGGACAGAAAUAACCGAGGGUAGCACAUACGCGCUCAGGUCUGUGCACGGACUGAAAGAACCGGGGAAUUUCUCCAGAGGAAAAGGGAGAAAUUAAACAUCGACAUAAGGAGCCUGGGUGCCAGGGGCUGGCUGGGCAAGCGGGGAGCAGCCGGAUCCGAGGGCGUCUCCCGGGAAGGGCUCGCAGGUGAGAGGGAAGCGCCGAGGACGAGGACGGCCGGGGUGAAGAGCCGGGAGGAGAGGAGAUCUCAGCCCGCUCCCCCAGACCCCCUGUGAGCUCUGGGUGACCCCCGGAGCUGCCCCCCAUGCUCUGCGGACACAUGCCCGGCGGUGCCCAUGGGAUCCUGUCUCUGCUGACCGUGGUGUUCGUCCUGCCGGAGGCGUCCGGACUCCAGUGCUAUGGCUGCAACAUCGUGGUUGGCACCAAAAACGUGGACAUGGGGUGCUCCAAGCCCGAGGUGAUCACCUGCUCCCAGUCCCACCAGGGCUUCAAGCAUCGGUUCUGCAUUAAAACAGAGAGCGUUGUCCUGGGCAUCGUGCUGACCAGCGGCUGUGCCACCUCCCGCCACUGCCAGCAGCAGGAGCUGCCGGGGGUCCGCAUCCACUGCUGCGACACCGACCUGUGCAACUCCUCCCCCGGAGCCCCCCGGCCGCCCCCCGGCCGCCUCCUGCUGCCCUGCAUCCUCGCUGCCCUGCUCCUCUCCUGAGCCCCCCGAACGGUGCGGGCUGCUGGAGGGAUGGGUGCCGGCAGCAGGGGCGUCCCCAUGGCCGCACCCGCGGGCGGGCGGGACCCCCCUCCUCUCCCCUCUCCUCAAUAAAAUGUGCCCAGCGCUCUGCCCCGGGACGGUCUCGGUGAUGCCCGGGGCGGGGAUGCUCGGGGGGUACCC